CGCCACAGAAGGGAGAAGAACACGAAGUGUCGCCCUUUCAUCAAAAUUCAAUGGCUUUCUGGGGAGUUGAAGUGAAGCCAGCAAAGCCUUUCACUCUAAUGGCUACUCCUAAUGAUUCAAAAAGACUUCACCUUUCCCAGGCGACAUUGGGGAUUAGCAAUACGGCAACAAAAGCAAGCAGAAUCAUUCUACAGUGUAACGUUGGGAACAAAAGUCCACUCUUCUUAUGUGUCCUGUCUCCUGAUAAAGUUGAUUCUUGCCAGCUCAACAUCGAGUUUCAAGAAGCUGAGGAUGUUAUCUUCUCUGUAAUUGGUCCUCGGAGUGUUCACCUCACUGGCUACUUCCUUGGAAGGAGUAGCUCCUCCGCCGGUUUAAUCCUAAACGACGACGAAUCGGAGUCAUUUGGAGAAGACAUUGUUGACACAGACGUGGAGAAAGGUAGCAGUGAUGAUUAUGACUACAGUGAUAGUUUCAUUAAUGAUGAUGAUCCUUCUGCCCACACUGACGAUGAUGAUGAGUUGUCUGUUAAGGAGAAGGUAGGUAAAACAAAGGCAAAGAAGAGAAAUAAAAGACUAAGAAAGAAGUUUCAAGUUUCUGAUUCAGAUUCCUCUGAUGAAACAUCGCCUAGAGCUGAUGAUGAUGAAGAUUCCGUAGAAAUACUUAAUGACCACAAGACCCCCAAGGUCCUUUCUUCGGAGGUUCCUUUGCCUUCAAGGGUCACGAGGUCAAAGGCAAAAAGUUCGACUUCGGAGAAUGGUGAGAAAACAUCAGAAGCAACAACUCAUACACACAAAACUGUGGAGAAAAAGGAGGAGAAAGCAUCUGGUGACGUUGAACCUUCUCCCGUUAAGAAAGGCUCUGAAGUACUUUCGAAGAAGGAAAAGAAGAAGAAGAAAGAUAAAAGAAACAAGGAAUCAGUUGUUAUUAAUACAGACGAAGAAGAGGAAAAAGAUGUGCCUGAAACUCAGAAGCCAGAGACUGACAAAGCAAUCGAAUCAUCAAAGAAAAAGAGGAAAAAGGAUAGAAGAGAUGAGGAGACUACAGAGAGGAAGAAACAAGCUAUCGAAAAGAAAACGAAGAAAGAAGCUAGUAAUAAAAAACUACCAGAAUCAGAGCUUUCCCCAAAUGAGGUGACAGUUGAAGAGAUUGCAAAAGGAAAGUCAGAUGGUAAAGUAGCUGUUCAAGGGAAAAAGGUCAGCAUACUUUAUACUGGGAAGUUAAAAGACACUGGGAAAGUGUUUGAAUCUAAUUUGGAAGACUCUCCAUUACGAUUUCGCUUAGGUGGAGAAAAGGUCAUAAAAGGUCUCAGCAAUGGUGUUGAAGGGAUGAGAGUAGGUGAUAAGAGAAGAAUCAUAAUUCCACCAUCUCUUGGAUACCCAGACGAAGGAUUAAACAAGGAAGAUGUGCCUAAGAACUCGUGGCUUGUCUAUGAAGUAGAGGCAGUUAAAGUGUGAUGAUGUCGUUAACUCUUUUAACCUUUUGAAACAAGCUUUAAGCUUCUUUUUUGUCUCAUAUUGCCUCCAAUUUUGAUUCGUUUUGGAGAGUGGGAUUUGUUAGCUUUUCGCAUCACUCAGCUACAUGGUUAUAUCAUUUCUUCGGUCAACAAGAUGAGAAGUUGUUUCUGUUGAUUUUUUUUUCUGAUUGUAUCUCUUAUUUUCUACUCAGCCUUGGAUGAAUUGACUUCUCGCAAG
Eruca vesicaria subsp. sativa (arugula) is the source of this 1691-nucleotide messenger RNA. The record is from the annotation of a GenBank genome assembly. NCBI's taxonomy places the organism in Eukaryota, Viridiplantae, Streptophyta, Magnoliopsida, Brassicales, Brassicaceae.